Messenger RNA from Rhizophagus irregularis DAOM 181602=DAOM 197198, 501 nucleotides. The record is from RefSeq and is a predicted model, not a curated record. Lineage: Eukaryota; Fungi; Glomeromycota; Glomeromycetes; Glomerales; Glomeraceae.
AAUGGAAAAGAUGGAAAAUUACCACCCGACGAUAAAUUAUGUAAAUGCCCUCCUUCUAACAACGAUGGCGGCAAUGGCAAAGAAAAUGACAAUAAAGAUGGCGGCAAUGGCGAUGGAAAAGCACCAUCCGAUAAUGAUAAAUUAAAAACACCUCCAGCUAAUGGUGAUGGAAAUAACAACCAAGAUAAUUUAAAAACACCUCCCGCUAAUGGUGAUGGAAACUUGGCAGACAUCCGAAAACAGAAUGCCGCUGAUGCAAAAGCUUUACAAAAGAAAUUUGAUGCACUCAAGCCAGACGAUAAAUGUAAUGACAAUGACGUAGCUUGCGUUGAUAAUAAGUUUGCCCAAUGUUCUGGUGGAAAAUUUGCUUUAAGUGAUUGUGCUUCUGGAACCAUCUGUGCUGCUUUACCUUUAGUUUUGAAGAAGGGUACUACUGUUGCUUGUACUACUGAAGCUGAUCGUGAUGCUAGACUUAAACAAUCUGAAACAAAUACAAAAUAA